Trichobilharzia regenti is the source of this 2053-nucleotide messenger RNA. The record is from the annotation of a GenBank genome assembly. Lineage: Eukaryota; Metazoa; Platyhelminthes; Trematoda; Strigeidida; Schistosomatidae.
CUUGGUGUAUUAGUAUUCAAACUGCAGUGAUACAACUUACCGUAUUUUGUCGCAUAAAUUUUGAUUGUCAUCACUUUCAUUGCGAAUUUCUGUGAUACUGGCUAGUUCACUGUAUUCCUAAUUGAUGAAUUUUCAGGAGGAUUAAGAGAGAUAAAGAGUAUAAUUUUGGUUUAUUUUUGAAGUGUGGUACACUCUAAUGUCCGUCUGGAUUUUUGACUAGUCUCGUGACAUUUAAUGACAGGAGUGUACGUGUAUGUUUUUGAUAGUGAUUAUGUGUCGUUCUCAUGAAGUUAAAGUAUCUCGUGAAAGUUAUUGUGAAGUGGUGUUUCUGGCGAAAUGUUUUUUGAUAACCCUUAUGUCCUAUUUGUAUAUCUGUUUUCACUAUUUGAUAACUGUUUCUUGGUUAAAUUUCAUGUUCGUUGUAACAGGGAAUUAAGCAUAAAUUGUGAUAUUUCGGGUUAUGAUUUACUUCAUAUGUAAGACCGAAUGUUUUCAGGCUUAAGAGUGUCAGUCGAACGACUGGAUAAAACUAAAUUAGGCUGUAAUAUUUUGCCACAUUAUGGGUUGUUUACAUCGUGGUUUUGCUGUCGUAUUUAGCGUAACUUCUUCACGGAGGAGAUUAGUUCGAGUCGUUUAGAUGAAGAACAUGCAUCGAUGCAGUUGCGUUUACAUUGUUUACAUGGUUACAGAUCGCAUUUCUUGGUCUGAGUGUGGCAUUCAACUCCGUUGAUCGAGGGUUUCCACGGCAAUGUUUGGGUGCAGAGUACUGAAUUUUAGAUGAUCUCUCCGUCUAUCAGCCUUCCCUGAGUAAUGGCGGAUUAUUGGAAAAGUAAUCCUAAAAAAUAUUGUGAUUUAUGUAAAUGUUGGAUUGCUGACAAUAAAAUCAGCAUUCAAAAUCAUGAGAAUGGUAUGCGUCAUAAAGCCAGUGUAGCAAAGAAAGUCAAUGAAUUAACUCGUAGCAAUAAUGAUGCUGAAGUGGAAAAGCGAAAAUUAGAAGCAUGCCUACAACAAAUCAAUGAUAGUGCUCAUCUAAGCAUGAUGAAAGAUUUAGAAAGAGAUCCAUCAUUGGCAAAACAAUACGGGAUUGAAUUAGCUAAAGAAAUCAAGGCUAAUCAUACUGAAGAAAGUUUAAGUAAAACAGAGAAAUCACUGCCUGCUGUUAAAUCUCGGCUUGAUCCACCAAAACCGGAGAAUAUAUGGCGAGAAUCAAUCACACCAGAUGGGAAACAUUAUUACUGGAAUAUAGCCACCCGUAUGACACAAUGGACACGACCGGAUGGUAUUAUAGAACCAGACAAUCGAACAGUGAAACAAGAAAAGGAUAGAUUAAAAGAUUUUGUCUUUAAUCGUCUUGUGGAGUUAAGUGAAUCUGGAUCCAAGGGAGCCAAUGAAGCAGUACUACAGGCAUUCAAUGCUUCUGUAGACGAGGAUAUAUCAAUUCCUACUGUAGUAGAAAAGCCUACAGUUGACAGACAUCAUAAUGAUGAAAGGCCUAGUACACCAGAACCGAAGAAGCCUAUUGAAUUUCAUGGUCCACGGAUUGAUUUGCUCGGCCCAUGGGUUGCUUGUGAGGAUGUUCCUACUAAACCAAAAUUACCAAAACUUGAUCUGCCUAUCAUUACCAAUGAUGUUGUCUAUUCACAGAAUCCAGUACUCAAUGAAAAAUUAUCUGUAAUAGCACAUUUAGAAGAAGCCACAGAAAAAUCGAUUGAAAAUACCUCAUUGUUCAACCCGGUAGAAAAAGUAAUUCAUCCUGGAAGUUGUCUUGGUGGCGGAGGCAGUAGUAUUAAGAAAAGUGAAGACAAUGGUUGUAAAGUUGAACAGUCAAGCAGUAGUAAUCCUGCUCGUAUUGUAUUUAGACGACGUCCACCCGGAAGUAAUCGAUCGAUACGUGCACCACAAAACGAUGAUUAAUAAUAAUGAUGAUGAUGUUGUUGUUGUUGUUUCAUGUAAUUAAUUAUUUGAAAUAAACACACAUCUCUUGUACAUAUUAAAAUGUGUUAAUAAUAAUAAUAAUAAUGAUAAAAUUAUAAUUCAUGCAUCAAAAGAGCCU